UCCGGGAGAUCGGACAGUGCAUCGGGUUUCGCCUCAAAGCAGCCGGUAUGAGUGCGUCUGAUUAUAGCGAAGAAGAACAAUAUGGCAGCUACAGCGUCGUGGGCUCUUUUCCACGAGAAUAUGGGUAUGGACAGAACGACUCUGAUGACGUCGUGACCAGUGCAGUUGUGUCAGAAUCAAAGCCCCGGAUACUUCUAAUGGGUUUGAGAAGAGGUGGAAAGUCAUCUAUUAAGAACGUGGUAUUUCACAAGAUGUCUCCGAAUGAGACACUCUUUCUGGAGAGUACGAACAAAAUAAUGAAGGAUGAAAUAGAAAAUAGUUCAUUUGUACAGUUUCAGAUCUGGGAUUUUCCUGGACAAAUAGACUUUUUGCAUCCAUCGUUUGAUGCCGAUGGUAUUUUUGGUGGUGCUCAAGCAGUUGUGUUUGUUAUUGACUCUCAGGACGACUACCAGGAAGCAUUGCAGAAACUGCAUCUAACGGCUACCAAAGCCCACAGUAUUAAUCCGAACAUGAAGUGUGAGGUUUUCAUACACAAAGUGGAUGGUCUUUCAGACGAUCACAAAAUGGAGGUACAACGGGACAUCCAUCAACGAGCGACCGAAGACCUGGCGGAUGCCGGAUACGAGAACUUGCAUCUUAGUUUCUAUUUGACGAGCAUCUAUGACCACUCGAUAUUCGAGGCAUUCAGCAAGGUUGUACAGAAACUUAUCCCACAACUGCCGACUUUGGAAAAUCUAUUGAACAUUUUGAUAUCGAAUUCUGGGAUAGAAAAGGCGUUUUUAUUCGAUGUAAUCAGCAAGAUUUACAUCGCUACUGACAGUUCACCCGUUGACAUGCAGUCGUACGAGAUCUGCUGUGACAUGAUUGAUGUGGUCAUCGACGUCUCGUGCAUUUAUGGUCUUCAGGAAAACGGGAAAGGUUCGGCAUAUGAUAGCAAGACGGCGUCGAUCAUUAAGCUUAACAACAGCAUGAUACUUUACCUGCGGGAAGUGAACAGGUUUCUUGCUUUGGUCUGUCUGCUUCGUGAGGAUAGUUUUGAGAAGAGAGGUUUGAUUGACUACAAUUUUCACUGCUUUAGACAAGCGAUACAAGAGGUGUUUGAAGUCAGACGGAGAGCUCUCACUCGUGGCAAAUAGAUUGAAUAUAUUUAUUUGAACUUUUGCGCUGUUUUGAGACGCUAGAGCUUGUAGUUUUCUGCCAAAAUAACUGAUCACAUUGGAGCUAUA
This is a messenger RNA of Corticium candelabrum, 1226 nucleotides long. RefSeq names its product ras-related GTP-binding protein C-like. The record is from RefSeq and is a predicted model, not a curated record. Gene Ontology annotation, cellular component: Gtr1-Gtr2 GTPase complex; lysosome; nucleus. Gene Ontology annotation, biological process: negative regulation of autophagy; cellular response to starvation. The transcript has 15 exons. Lineage: Eukaryota; Metazoa; Porifera; Homoscleromorpha; Homosclerophorida; Plakinidae. The coding region runs from base 48 to 1136 and encodes 362 amino acids. Gene Ontology annotation, molecular function: GTP binding; GTPase activity.